Molecule: messenger RNA, 1332 nt
Organism: Pyrus x bretschneideri (Chinese white pear)
Lineage: Eukaryota; Viridiplantae; Streptophyta; Magnoliopsida; Rosales; Rosaceae
Exons: 13
Coding region: 114-1028 (304 amino acids)
Source: RefSeq, a predicted model, not a curated record
AAGGUCGUCGUCUUCAACUCACCAUACCCGUGCCCCCGUUUUCCGCAACGCCAAAAAUCCAUACACUCUCCGCACGUUCUUCCUGCAGUUUCUGAUCGAACACGAACUCCACCAUGGCUAUGCAGACCGGAAUAGGGUUUUCCAAGAUCUUGAUCUUAGCAGGGGCAGGGUAUACAAGCACCAUCCUUCUUAAGAACGGUAAAUUAUCCGACUUGCUCGGUGAACUUCAGUCUUUGUUGAAUGGAUCCGGGGAACACACAGAAGGUGACUAUGAUUCCCUGACAGCACAGAUUAGCCGACUAACAGCUGAGAUCAGGCAAAUUGGCUCGUCGCGGGGCGGCAGCACGGUUUUUGUGAAUGGGAACGGUGGCCAAAUUGGUAAUAUGACAUCUCUAAUAAUGCCAGCAGCUACCUUGGGAGCAGUGGGUUAUGGUUACAUGUGGUGGAAGGGUCUAAAACUCUCAGAUAUUAUGUAUGUGACAAAGCGUGGUAUGGCUACUGCUGUUGAGAACUUGACUAAAAAUCUGGAUAACGUGAAAGAGGCCGUUGCUAAAGCAAAGAAGCACCUCACGCAGAGAAUCCAGCAUGUUGAUGACAAAAUGGCGGAGCAAAAUGAGCUCUCAAGGUCAAUUAAGGAAGAUGUUGCUGGAGUGCAACAUUCUCUCACUGAUAUUGACUAUGACUUGAGUAGAUUGCAGAGCAUGGUUUCUGGUUUGGAUCAUAAGAUAGGUUCUCUUGAACACAAGCAGGAUCUCGCAAACCUUGGUGUUAUCUACCUGGUCAAUUUUGUGGAUGGAAAAAAAGUUGAAAUGCCUAAAACUCUGCAGAAGCAACUUGAAAACUCUGGGAAGUCACGUGGUCGUUUACUCUCAUAUUCAGAUACUUCAGGCUUGAUGGGCCUCAAAGAAAUUGCGGACUCUCUGUCUGAAACUUUAAAUCCAACUGAUGCUAUUGUGAAAGAUGAUAUUGAAAUGACAGGAGAGUAUCGGAAGAACAACCUGAUAAGAUCGGUGUCGACCAGAUGUUGAUUGCAAGAUUCUAAAGAACGUGACGGCAUCGCCUGCUUUAAUGCUAAUGUAGUUAUAACGCAUGAGACAGCUAGGUUUAUUUGGUCCAGUUCAAGUUUGAUGUACAAAAUCUCAGCAGCCGCUGAGUUGUUUCGCAUUUAUGUAUUUCGAUGUUUUAUUUUUGAAGUUUCGGAUUAUGGAAAGAUGAACUAAACACUACAGUGGAGCUUAUGAACCUUAUUUUGUUGGCUUAACUGAAAUUGCAAUGUUGGAGAACAGUGAUUGAGUUGCCAUUAUAAGACCGACGGGACGGUAUCGGUAUUAA